GGGCCUGCCCUGCAGAUGGCUGUGUCAGCCCCAGGGACCUCAUGAGAGGGGCCCAGCAGAUGUGGACAUGGCUCCUUUCCCAUGCAGAGAUGCCUUCCCGUCUGCGGCCUCUAACAGUUCAGACAAGGGUUUUUGACUUAAAUGCACAAGGAACAGCAAAUGUUGAGCAGACCCAGGGGGUGCCCAGCUGAGGCCCCUGCAGCCCACCCCACCAGCCCUGUGUCACCUCUUUGAGGUGGACCCUGCUCUGGGCCACCACCCACAUUCCUGCCAAGCCACCACCAGACUGUCCAAAGACACCGUGCACUUCUACUUUUAUUUAAGUCACCUUCCGCAACUCCAGUGAUGUUUGAAAGUUGACUGUGCAGUCUUGCACAUCUUCUCUUAGAUUGACUGUUAGAUAUUUGGUUGUUUUUAUUUUCUUGUUUUAUUUUUGUCCAUAGUAUAGUGAGGGUCCACCUGCAGGCUUGUCUGUGGCUAUCUAGUUUCCCGUGGUAUGUGGGUAAGGUGGUCCUCACCUGCAAGACCUGAAGCGCCCUUGUGUCCAGCUCUCUGUUGGUGGCCUGAGGAGCUGAACGUCACAGCACACUGUCACCUAAGGGAGGCCCAGCACCUUCACUGAAGGCCCAGUUCUGACCCCUCUCUCCCCAACAGCAGAUACGCAUAACCUGGAGUCCAUGCUUGGCCAUGGCCACACUCAGCACUGCCCAGCACCCAGCACCCAGCACCCAGCACCUAGUGAUUCAGUGCUGCUGUUGUAGUCCACUUGAGGCCCUGUAACAGAAUGCUUCAGACUGGGCAGUUUAUCAACAACAGGGUUUGUUUCUCCCUUCUGGAGACAGGAAGCCCAGGAUCAAGGCACUGUCAGAGUCGGUGACCAGGGAGGACUGGCUCUUAGAUAGUCUUGUUACUGUGUUAGCUCUCUGGGCUCUUUUACAAGGGCACAGACCCCAUUCAUGAGAACUCCACCCCCACAACCUAAUCACUGCCUAACUCCAUCAUCUUGGGGAUAAGGACUUCAAGCAUGAAUUUGUGGGACACUGUGGUUCAGACCAUGGCAGCUGGUAUUAGCCAAGCACCACAGAGUUGGGCCUGGACUAUGUAUUUAAUGCAAAUCUGUCCACAGUGCCCAGCCCAGCUGCCUCUGGCUUCCUGCCCGCAGGUAAACAAUAACGGGAUCAUCUCCUUCCUGAAGGAGGUUUCUCAGUUCACACCCGUGGCCUUCCCCAUUGCCAAUGACCGCUGCGUGGUGGCAGCCUUCUGGGCAGAUGUGGACAACCGGCGUGCAGGUGACGUGUACUACCGGGAGGCCACCGACCCGGCCAUUCUGCACACAGCCACCGAGGACAUCAGGCGCUACUUCCCCGAGCUCCUGGACUUCUUGGCCACUUGGGUUUUUGUCGCCACGUGGUACCGAGUGACCUUCUUUGGAGGCAGCUCCUCCUCCCCUGUCAACACAUUCCAGACCAUACUUAUCACUGAUGGCAAGGUCUCCUUCACCAUCUUCAACUACGAGUCCAUCACCUGGACCACGGGCACGCACGCCAGCAGCGGGGGUGAUGCCACUGGCCUAGGGGGCAUUGCAGCCCAGGCCGGCUUCAACGCGGGUGAUGGGCAGCGUUACUUCAACAUCCCAGGCUCACGCACAGCAGACAUGGCUGAAGUGGAGGCCACCACCAACGUGGGCGUGCCCGGGCGCUGGGCGUUCAGAAUCGAUGAUGCCCAGGUGCGCGUGGGGGGCUGCGGCCAUACAACCUCCGUGUGCCUGGCCCUGCGCCCGUGCCUCAAUGGCGGCAAAUGCAUUGAUGACUGUGUCACCGGCAACCCCUACUACACCUGCUCCUGCCUCGCAGGCUUCACCGGGCGGAGGUGCCAGCUGGACGUGAAUGAGUGUGCUUCACACCCAUGUCAGAAUGGCGGGAUUUGCACAAAUGGGGUCAACAGCUUCAGCUGCCAGUGCCGGGCCGGCUUCAGGGGCCCCACCUGUGAGUCAGCCCAGUCUCCAUGUGAUGACAGAGGGUGUCAGAAUGGCGGCCAGUGCCAGGCCGAGAGCAGCUCUGCAGUGUGCGUGUGUCUGGCUGGGUACACAGGGACUGCCUGUGAGACAGAUGUGGACGAGUGUAGCUCCAACCCAUGCCUAAACGGAGGCGCCUGUGUGGACCUGGUGGGGAACUACAGCUGCGUGUGUGCAGAGCCCUUCGAGGGACCUCGAUGUGAGACAGGAAGCCACCCAGUGCCCGAUGCCUGCCUCUCAGCCCCUUGCCAGAAUGGGGGCACAUGUGUGGAUGCAGAUCAGGGCUACGUGUGCGAGUGCCCAGAAGGCUUCAUGGGCCUGGACUGUAGGGAGAGAACCCACAGUGACUGUGAGUGCCGCAAUGGAGGCAGAUGCCUGGGUGCCAACUCUACCCUCUGCCAGUGCCCUCCAGGCUUCUUUGGGCUCCUCUGUGAAUUUGAGGUUACAGCCACACCUUGCAACAUGAACACCCAGUGCCCGGACGGAGGCUACUGCAUGGAGUACGGUGGGAGCUACCUUUGCGUCUGCCACACAGAUCACAACAUCAGCCACUCCCUGCCAUCACCCUGCGACUCGGACCCUUGCUUCAACGGAGGUUCCUGUGAUGCCCAGGACGACUCCUACACGUGCGAGUGCCCGCGCGGGUUCCACGGCAGGCACUGCGAGAAAGCCCGACCACACCUGUGCAGCUCAGGGCCCUGCCGGAACGGGGGCACCUGCAAGGAGGCAGGUGGCGAGUACCACUGCAGCUGCCCCUACCGCUUCACCGGGAGGCAUUGUGAGAUCGGGAAACCAGACUCAUGCGCCUCUGGCCCCUGUCACAAUGGUGGCACCUGCUUCCACUACAUUGGCAAAUACAAGUGUGACUGUCCUCCAGGCUUUUCUGGACGGCACUGUGAGACAGUCCCAUCCCCCUGCUUCCGGAGCCCAUGUUUGAAUGGGGGAACCUGUGAGGAUCUGGGCACAGAUUUCUCCUGUCGCUGCCAAGUAGGGUUCACAGGACGCCGGUGCCAGGCAGAGGUGGACUGCGGCCGGCCUGAGGAGGUGGAACAUGCCUCAAUGCACUUCAAUGGGACUCACGUGGGCUCUGUGGCCCUGUACAUGUGUGACCAUGGCUACAGCCUGAAUGCCCCUAGCCACUUCCGUGUCUGCCAGCCACAGGGUGUCUGGAGCCAGCCUCCUCAGUGCCUCGAAGUGGACGAGUGCCGUUCUCAGCCCUGCCUGAAUGGGGGCUCCUGCCAGAGCCACACCGCGGGGUACCACUGUCUCUGCAGCGCAGGGUACGAGGGAGCCCACUGCGAGCUGGAGGUGGACGCCUGUGACUCCAGCCCCUGCCUGCAUGGAGGUCGCUGUGAGAAUGGUGGCGGGGCCUACCUGUGUGUCUGCCCAGAGGGCUUCUUCGGCUAUCACUGUGAGACAGUGAGUGACCCCUGCUUCUCCAUCCCCUGUGGGGGCCGCGGCUACUGCUUAGCCAGCAACGGGUCCCACAGCUGCACCUGCAAAGUGGGCUACACGGGCAAGGACUGUGCCACAGAGCUCCUCCCACCAACGGCCCUCAGGGUGGACAGAGUGGAGGAGAGUGGGGUCUCCAUCUCCUGGAGCCCCCCCGACAGCCCCACCGCCAGGCAGGUGCUAGAUGGUUAUGCCGUCACCUACGUCUCCUCCGAUGGCUCCUACCGCCGCACAGACUUUGUGGAUAGGAGCCACACCUCACACCAGCUGAGGGUCCUGGCACCUGGCCGGGCCUACAACAUCUCUGUCUUCUCGGUCAAGCGCAACACCAACAACAAGAACGACAUCAGUCGGCCAGCAGCACUGCUCACCCGCACACGACCCCACCCUGUGGAGGACUUCGAGGUCACCAACGUGACAGCCAAUGCUAUCUCAGUGCACUGGGCUCUGCACAGGAUCCAUCACGCCACUGUCAACAGGGUGCGUGUGUCCAUCCUCCACCCAGAGGCUCCUGAGGCCCAAGCCACUGACGUGGACAGGAGUGUGGACCAGCUCACAUUCGGGGCCCUGCUGCCAGGAAGGAGAUACACCAUGUGGGUGGCUGCCCUCAGUGGGCCUGGGGAAGUGGAGCAGCCCACGGAGAGCCGGGCCUCAGCACAGCUGCACGUUUGGACCCGGCCCCUGCCACCAGCAAAUCUGACUGCCGCCCGUGUCACAGCCACCUCUGCCCACAUGGUCUGGGAUGCCCCCACACCAGGAGUGUCGCUGGAGGCUUAUGUCAUCAACGUGACCACCAGCCAGAGCACCAAGAGCCGCUAUGUCCCCAAUGGGAAGCUGGUGUCCUACACAGUGCGCGACCUGCUGCCUGGGUGGCGAUACCAGCUCUCGGUGACAGCUGUGCAGGGCACAGAGCAGGGCCAGCUGCACAGUGAGCCUGCGCACCUCUACAUCAUCACGUCCCCCAGGGACAGCACCGACAGACGCUGGCACCAGGGAGGACACCACCCCCGGGUGCUCAAGAACAGACCACCCCCCAUGCGCCUGCCAGAGCUGCGCCUGCUCAAUGACCACAGCAUCACUGAGACACUGACCCAGCCUCCCAGGUACCUGGAGCUUGUGGAUGGAAGGGGACGAGUGAGUGCCAGGUUUGGUGGCUCACCCAGCAAACCGGUCACCUUGAAAUCACAACCCACCCUCUUGCCACUGGAGAACACGGAGGAGGUCCCUGAGCAGGUCCACCUGGCCUUCCAGCUCCCUGAGCGCAGCAACAAGGACACAGAAAGUGCCCCAGGAAGCUGCUCAGAAAAUGCCUGUCACAAUGGAGGUACCUGUGUGCCUGGCACUGACACCUACAGCUGUGACUGCAGGCCAGGGUUCAAAGGCAGGCGCUGUGAGCUCGCCUGUGAAAAGGUGCCUCGCCCCUGCACAAGGCUGUUCUCGGAGACAAAGUCCUUUCCGGUCUGGGAGGGAGGCGUCUGCCACCAUGUGUAUAAAAGAAUCUACAAAGUCCACCAAGAUGUCUGCUUCAAAGAGCGCUGUGAAAGCACAAGGCUCAAAACCCCAAACAGGAAACAAAGUAACAGUCAAACACUGAAGAAACCUUAAGGUAUGUUACCCCACCAACCUGAGCGCUGUUGGCCAGAGGGAAAGGUGGGCUCACCUGCCCCAGGCCAAGUACUGCAGCUUCUCUUGGCAAUGCCACAACAAGCAAGCAGGUGCUGCUGUUACAACGCUGAACAGAGGCUGUGGAAUCCCUACCCAUACCUCCCAGCAGGCAUAACCUGGUCAGCUUUAAACAUAGUCAUCUCCAGGUGGAAAUAAGUUCCUCUCUCGGGGAAGGACAGCAGCUACAGUGGGGCCCUCAAAAAGGCUGGCAACCUCCCAGAAGAACACCUGGACUCCUGGAGGGAGACUGGAUCAGGUGGUGGGAGGGCAAGGCAGGUGAAGAACCCUAGGGGUACCAGAAGAGCAUCCUACUGCAAAUGGGAUUCUACUGGAAGAAAAAUGGAUGGUCACUGGACAUCUGAGAGGUCCUGAAGACAGCAGACACUGUUAUUCUAUGCAUCAUGAACCCUGAAAUCAAAGUAACACUACCUUUAUUUGAUCCAUCAUUUCCCAAACUCUUCUGGCAGAUAAACCCCUGUACCACCCUUACUUGCCUGCCCCCAUAUGCUCUGCUGAUUCCUAAAGAGCAUUAGUAUUCACAAAGGUUUGGAAAAUACUAGGUGGGACCACAAACCCACCUGCAGCCUGCAGUCUGUUCCUCACUGAACUUCUCAGGCACACCACGUCACUGGGAUGAAAGCCUGAUGGUCUCCAACAGCUGCCUGUGCUGCCCUGGACAAGCUGGCCUUGCAGGGUGGGAGGGGCCUCUGUCAGGAGCCACCUUGGGCACAGUCUGCCUUCUCACAUAGCCGAGGAGGUGAAGAGGAAAUAUCACUCAAAGGCUAUAGACCAGCCAGAAGCACAGGGACUUCUGGGAUUGUCUCAUACCAAGGAGGGGACCAUAUCAACGGGGGGUUGGGGGGUACAGCUCCACAGGCAUCAGAAGAACAAGCAGUAGUGGAGGCGUAUGUGACAGAGUGCCUAACAGCCAAUCCAGGGCAGAUGUGAAGUCUGUCAAGAACAGCUGACAACACUCAGUUCCUGUCCCCUCACUUCACCCUCUAAAGAUAGACAUAAUGCCCCAAUUGUGCAAGCAAUUCAAUCCUGGUAGGGACCAAGAACUCACAGACAUCCUCAGGGCUUGAAAUAUAUCUAUGUCAGGGCACCCAAAAUAUUAAUGUGUAUCAAAAACUCGUCUAGCAAAUGUUUCUGUAAAAACUAUAUAAACCCCAACUAAUUAUCAAACACUGACAUAUAAAACAUUUAUUUUGAAACAAUGAGGAAAACAAGAAACAGAAAUACAUCCAUCCAGACAAAAAUUCUUUUCAAUCCAGAGCAGCCUCAGCAAGGAGACUCAGCAUCACCAAGGGAAAGAGGUGGAGGAGCAGGUGCCUGUGGAUUCAAAUGCAAGCCUCAAGGCUGAGCCCAGGCAGCCCUGAAGCCAGAGUGAGUCUGGGCCUCCACUCCCAUGCUCUCCUCCACACACAGCCAGGUUGGAAUUCUGACACUGGAAGAGUAUGGAUGCGCUGGGGGACAGUGCCAAUAACCUCCAAUUUUAAAAGGCAGUUGUGCAAAAAGGAGGAAG
Messenger RNA from Fukomys damarensis (Damara mole-rat), 6656 nucleotides. It is a transcript of the gene Sned1, whose product is annotated as sushi, nidogen and EGF like domains 1. Gene Ontology annotation, biological process: cell-matrix adhesion; Notch signaling pathway. NCBI's taxonomy places the organism in Eukaryota, Metazoa, Chordata, Mammalia, Rodentia, Bathyergidae. Gene Ontology annotation, molecular function: calcium ion binding; Notch binding. The record is from RefSeq and is a predicted model, not a curated record.